Messenger RNA from Linum tenue, 333 nucleotides. NCBI's taxonomy places the organism in Eukaryota, Viridiplantae, Streptophyta, Magnoliopsida, Malpighiales, Linaceae. The record is from the annotation of a GenBank genome assembly.
CAACAUCCUGAUCCCCAACGUCACUGCCAUGAUUCUGGCCAAGGUGAUCGAGUUUUGCAAGCACACGAUGUUGCUCCUCAAUCCGACGUCGCCGAGUUGAAGAAAUGGGGCACGAAUUUCGCCAAGGUGGGACAGGACACGCCGUACGACCUGCUGCUGGCGGCGAACUACUUGAACGUGAAGGAUCUGUUGGAUUUGAUCUACCAGACGGUGGCUGACCUGAUCAAGGUGAAGACGACAGAGGAGAUAAGAAAUUAUUUCAAUAUCAAGAAUGAUUUCACCUUGGAGGAGGAGGAAAAGAUUCGUAGGGAGAAUCAGUGGGCGUUUGAGUGA